This is a messenger RNA of Armigeres subalbatus, 1461 nucleotides long. RefSeq lists its product as uncharacterized. The record is from RefSeq and is a predicted model, not a curated record. Gene Ontology annotation, molecular function: oxidoreductase activity. Bases 1 to 1461 code for a protein of 486 amino acids. NCBI's taxonomy places the organism in Eukaryota, Metazoa, Arthropoda, Insecta, Diptera, Culicidae. The transcript has 2 exons.
AUGGAACGAAUUAUGCAGGCCCACCGCGUCCUAAGCAACGGACAGAAAUGUUCAAACGCAGAGCGAAACAUCUUCCAGGCCACUUUCGCUCUGAAAGAUCGAAUCGCCAAUCUCCGUCACCACCGUCGGGCCGGUAAGCUCAUCAGCUUCGAUCUGGAGAACGCCUUCGAUCGGGUGCGGCACUCGUUCCUCUUCGAAACCAUGCGGUCGCUCGGGUUCAACGGGGAACUCAUCUCUCUUCUCUCGCAUAUAGCCAGUCGGUCCACAUCCCGGCUGCUCAUCAAUGGGCACCUCUCUCGAUCGUUCGAGAUCGCACGGUCGGUGCGGCAAGGCGACCCUCUGUCCAUGCACCUGUUCGUGCUUUAUCUUCACCCACUUGUGUGUAGGCUUGAGCGAGUAUGUGGGGAUGAUCUGCUCGUUGCCUACGCCGACGACAUCAGCGUGGUGGUGACGUCAUCGUGGCAAAUAGAAGCGAUGAAUGAAAUAUUUCGUCGCUUUGGGCUUGCCGCCGGCGCAAAAUUGAAUUUGCGAAAAACGGUUGCAGUGAAUGUUGGUACCCAGAAAUUGGUACCCAGUGGCUACAAACAGCAAACGCUGGUGAUCACACUCAACUGGGAUGCGCUGGCGGGCAAGUUCUCACAGCAAAUGUGGCUGCAGUCCUUGCGCAGGCUGAAUCUGCACCAGCGGGUGAUAAUGCUAAAUACAUUCGGUACGUCGAAGCUGUGGUACCUUUCAUCUGUGCUGCCUCCGCUUGGUGUUCACACGGCGAAAAUCACAGCUACGAUGGGGACGUUUCUGUGGAGAGGAAUGCUCGCGCGCGUUCCGAUUAUGCAGCUAGUUCGGAAGAAAGAAAACGGUGGCUUGAAUUUGCACGUGUUGGCGCUGAAAAGUCGCAGCCUGGCUACCAAUCGACAUCUGCAAGAGAUCGAAUCCAUUCCCUACUAUAAAUCCCUUCUUUUCCACGCAAUUCCUCGCCCCGCAAUUUCAAUAGACAAUCCUGACCUAAAAUCAAUCCUAUCAAACUUGUCCCAAACUCCCAACCAUAUCCAACAAAACCCCUCCGCCGAUCUGAUCCACCGGCACUUCGUCCAGCAAACCGAACUGCCAAAGGUGGAACGAAACAGUCCAGCGCUUGACAGGCCACGCGCGUGGCGAAAUAUUGGGAUGAAAGAGCUUUCCUCAUCGCAGCGAUCCCAACUUUACCUGCUGGUGAAUGGGAAAACAGAGCAUCGGAAGCUUCUGCACGUGAUGCAACGUGUGGCAGACGAGAGCUGUCAACACUGUGACAUACAGGCAACUGAAACGCUCCAGCACAAGUUCUGUAGCUGCUCUCGUGUCGGCCCGGCCUGGACGGUCCUACAGCAGAGGCUAGCCGGCUACACAAAUGGUUGGAGACGACUGUCGUUCGAGGACCUCGCGAGACCUGUUUUGCCAGGAAUUGGAAGAGCUGCGCGAGUGUAA